Messenger RNA from Megalops cyprinoides (Indo-Pacific tarpon), 1176 nucleotides. RefSeq names its product 5-hydroxytryptamine receptor 1F-like. Gene Ontology annotation, biological process: adenylate cyclase-activating adrenergic receptor signaling pathway. The record is from RefSeq and is a predicted model, not a curated record. Gene Ontology annotation, cellular component: plasma membrane. The transcript has 2 exons. The coding region runs from base 70 to 1176 and encodes 368 amino acids. Gene Ontology annotation, molecular function: G protein-coupled serotonin receptor activity. Lineage: Eukaryota; Metazoa; Chordata; Actinopteri; Elopiformes; Megalopidae.
GAGAAACCUAUCACAGUACAGAACUCCUGUUGAACCUGUCUGAUCAGUGACAACUGUGCUCAAAGAAGCAUGGAUUCAUCCAACUUCACUGCUGUAGACGUGCCUUCAGAUGCAGUGGGCAAAAGCACCACCAGUAAGAUCCUCCUUUCUCUCACAUUGUCCCUGCUGGCUGUGAUAACUACUGGCAUCAACUCCCUGGUCAUUACCGCCAUCAUGGUUACCCGCAAGUUACACCACCCCGCCAACUAUCUCAUCUGCUCCCUGGCUGUCACGGACCUCCUGGUGGCCAUCCUGGUGAUGCCCUUCAGCAUCGUGUACAUCGUCAAGGAGACCUGGAUCAUGGGUCAGGUGGUGUGCAACAUCUGGCUGGGUGUGGACAUCACCUGCUGCACCUGCUCCAUCCUGCACCUGGCGGCCAUCGCCCUGGACCGCUACCAGGCCAUCACGGACGCUGUGGAGUACUCCCGCAAGCGGACCUCGGGGCGGGCCGCCGUCAUGAUCGCCGCCGUUUGGGUGAUCUCGGUCUUCAUCUCCCUCCCCCCGCUGGUCUGGAGGCAGCAGGGGGGGGACGGGGACGACGAGUGCAUGAUCAAGCACGACCACAUCGCGUUCACCAUCUACUGCACCUUCGGUGCCUUCUACAUCCCUCUCACUCUCAUCCUCAUUCUGUACUACAAGAUCUACCGCGCGGCAAAGACUCUCUACCACAAGAGGGGUGCGAGCCGCCUCACGAAGCACGAAAUGAACGGAAGCAUGCUGCCCACGUGCUCAGAAAGGGACCUCCAGAGCCCUGACACCGUUGGCCCGUUGGAUAAGUCCUUCUCGGAGCCAUCCACUGAAGGGGACCGUGCCCGCAGCACCAUCAAGAGCCUGACGUCCGAGUCCCGUAGGGAGAAGUCCUUCAGGGGGCAGUGGAUCUCCGUCCCCAGGGAGAAGAGGGCGGCCACCAUGCUGGGCCUGAUCCUGGGAGCCUUCGUCAUCUGCUGGCUGCCCUUCUUCCUGAAGGAGGUGAUCGUGAACACCUGCGCCUCCUGCAGGAUUUCUGUGGAAAUGGCCGACUUCCUGACCUGGCUGGGGUACCUCAACUCCCUCAUUAACCCCCUCAUCUAUACGGUCUUCAAUGAGGACUUUAAAAAGGCCUUUCAAAAACUUGUCAAGUGCAGACAUUACAUCUAA